UCCCCCACCAGCCGUGCUCCUGUUUCACUCAAAGAUGGCGUCGGCUCUAGAGCCCCUAGUCUCUGGCUGCAUUUUUCGGCUUGUUGUUGUCUCCGUUUCACACGGGUUUGGCACCUUCUCCUCGGCGGCUCGACACGAAAUUCCGGGUUUGUCAGCUACUGAGGUGUAAUAGGCAUGAAGGUGAUCAGCCCUGGCUGCUCCCUGGGGUGAGAUAUCUGUUCCGUCCCAGAGCUGAGAAGCCCAGACUGCUGGAUGAGUAAAAGGCAGUGAGAAAGUACAAGAGAAGCAGAAGCAAUGUGGAUCCUACUUUUGCGGAAAGUUGUAUUCAGCAGAUCACUUUUUACUUUAUUUCCCUUACCUUCAUUGUUAAAACGCUAAUUUAAUGUCAUGGACACUGUUACCAUAUAUCACUGCUCAUAGUGAGCAUCGAUAUGCUUGCCACUGACAAAAACUGACAGUUUUAUUGUCCAUGUAUUCGUACGUUGGGAUAGGUGAAGUGGAAACUACAUUAUUUUUAUGACAACCUCCCUCAUCUUAAACCUAUAUUGCAUUGUAAGUGUUGUGGGGCUGUCAGUGACUAGUAGAGCUGCUGCUCUUUCCUCUCCCCCUGCUUUCUGCCAGGGACCUUCACCUGGCGGGGGGUCGGUUGACCGGUUUUUACCAGGUGGAGGGUUGGCUCUGGGUUUGUGCUAUGGUUAGCUGCUCCCUACCGUGCUGUUCAUACUCAGCUUCUGAGGGACUAUCUGUGAGACCCCAGGACAAAGGAUAGUAAGCAGGUAGAGGGCUAGGAGGAGGAGAAAGAAGAGGCGGCGCUACGGCGCAGGCCAGGAGUUUCCUUGGCUUAGAGUCUCUGUUUUUUUUUUUUGUUUUUUUUUUUGUGCGGUCAUUGCGGUAGGGCCCCAGAGCCCCCGCACCCCAACAGACUGCAGCCAUGGUGAAACUGGCCAACCCAAUGUACACACAAUGGAUCCUAGAGGCCAUCAAAAAGGUGAAAAAGCAGAAGCAGCGACCAUCCGAAGAGCGCAUUUGCAAUGCGGUUAAUAUGUCCCAUGGCCUGGACCGCAAAACGGUUCUAGAACAGUUAGAACUUAGCGUCAAGGAUGGCACCAUUCUUAAGGUCACCAACAAAGGUCUCAACUCCUACAAGGAUCCUGACAACCCAGGACGUUUGGCUUUGCCCAAGCCCAAAGGUGGCAGCUCUGGAGGAGGCGGUGGAGGUGGAGGUGGAGGUGGAGGCGGAGGCGGAGGCGGAGGUGGUGGCGGCAGCAGCAGUGGUAGUGGAGGUUCUCACUCCCAUUCAGGGAAGAAACCGGGACUUGACUGGAACAAGCUUAUCAAACGGGCACUGGAGGGACUUCAUGAGCCUGGUGGUUCCAGUUUAAAGAACAUUGAACGGUUUCUGAAGUGCCAGGCUGAUGUGGCAGCUUACUUGUCUGGCAGUGGGUCUAUGGGAACUGGGCUCUUCCACCAGCAACUGAGGGUGGCCCUUAAGAGGGCUGUGGCCCAUGGACGUGUGGCCAAGCAGGGUCCACUGUUCCAGCUAGUGAGUCGCAGCAGCUCGCAGGAUGAUGGGACUGGGACGGUGUCUUUGGACUCACUGCCGCCUGUCCGCCUGUUGCCCCAUGAGAAGGACAAGCCGGUGGCAGAGCCCAUCCCCAUCUGCAGCUUCUGUUUGGGGACCAAGGAGCAGAAUCGUGAUAAGAAGCCAGAGGAGCUCAUCUCCUGCGCCGACUGUGGAAACAGUGGCCACCCGUCCUGUCUCAAGUUCUCCCCAGAGCUCACAGCGAGAGUCAAGGCGCUGUGGUGGCAGUGCAUUGAAUGCAAGACUUGCAGCAGCUGUCAGGAUCAAGGAAAGAAUGCGGACAACAUGUUGUUUUGCGAUUCCUGUGACCGGGGCUUCCACAUGGAAUGCUGUGAUCCUCCCCUCAUGCGGAUGCCAAAAGGCAUGUGGAUUUGUCAAAUCUGCCAACCGAGGAAAAAGGGAAAGAAGCUUUUACAUGAAAAGGCAGCACAAAUCAAACGGCGCUACAAUGCACCGCUGGGACGGCCCAAGAACAGCAGGCCAGGGCGACCCUUCAAGAAGCUGGGUGGGCGCGGCCGGCGAAAGCGCUCAGCCUCAGCCAACUCAUCCUCCAGCUCGUCCUGUGAGGGUUACCCCGGUGACGAUCGGCUGCUUUUUUCGAUGCGGGAGGACGACGACCUGACGCAGAGCAGCCUGCGCUUCAACAACAAGACUAAGGGUCUGAUUGACGCACUCACAAAGUUCUUCACACCGUCGCCUGAGGGUCGCAAGGCGCGCCAGGAAGUGGUGGACUACUCACAGCAGUGCCGCAUCCGUAAGAAAGCCAGCCGCAAGGGAGAUGGAGAUGACAGGGCGGACAAUCAAGAAGGCAGCGACUGGCGUGAGGAAGAUGACAAACUGCCUGGUCAUGAGAACCUGACGGAAAAAGACAUUGAACUGUUCAGACACAUCCAGGAGCUGGCACUACAGAAAGUCGGUGUGACCGGUCCGCCUGAUCCUCAGAUGCGCUGUCCGUCAGUCAUCGAGUUUGGCAAGUUUGAAAUUCAGACGUGGUAUUCAUCUCCAUACCCACAGGAAUACAGCAGACUCCCUAAGCUGUACCUGUGUGAAUUCUGCCUGCGCUACAUGAAAAGUCGCAGCAUCCUCUACCAGCACAUGAAGAAGUGCCAGUGGUUCCACCCACCUGCCAACGAGAUCUAUAGGAAGGAUGAUGUCUCUGUAUUUGAGGUUGAUGGAAAUGUUAGCACAAUCUACUGUCAGAACCUGUGUCUGCUGGCCAAGCUGUUCCUGGACCACAAGACCUUGUACUAUGAUGUGGAACCCUUCCUUUUUUACGUCCUGACCCAGAAUGACGGCAAAGGUUGUCACCUCGUUGGAUACUUUUCCAAGGAGAAGCACUGUCAACAGAAAUACAACGUAUCAUGCAUCAUGAUUCUUCCACAGUACCAGCGCAAGGGCUAUGGACGCUUUCUCAUCGAUUUCAGCUACCUGUUGUCAAAGCGUGAGGGCCAGCCGGGAUCACCAGAGAAGCCUCUGUCGGACCUUGGUCGAUUGUCAUACAUGGCCUAUUGGCGCAGCGUUGUGCUGGAGUGCCUCCAUGAAGUACGUGACCGACAGAUCACUAUACGUCAUUUAAGCAAGUUGACCGGGAUCUGCCCGCAGGACAUCACCACCACCCUGCACAGCCUCAACAUGCUGGAGCAGAGAGGAGAAAGACUGGUUCUGGUGCGACGGGAGAAGCUUGUGACUACUCACAUGGCUCGUCUUAAGGCCCGGCCACGGCAGUUGGAGGUUGACCCUGAGUGUCUCCGCUGGACUCCUGUCAUCGUAACCAACACAGUUGUCUCUGACGCCGAUGGAGACGAUGACGAUGAGGAGGACGAUGAAGAGCCAGAAGAAGACAGCCGCAAAGAGAUCAAACCAAGUCACAAGGUCUCAUCGAUGUCUUGGCACAUGCGGCAGGGGAAGAAGAGGGAGGAAGAAGAAGAUGAGGAUGAGGAGGAAGAGGAAGAGGAGAGAAAAGGCUUCCUGGGGUUUCCCCUUAGCCAAAGUUCCCCCACCUCCCCUCCCUUACGGGGUCCUCCACCUGGCUCGGAACAACAGCGACCACCUCCGCCAACAAAUGGGGAACGUAGACCACGGGGGCGCCCACCCAAAAACUGGCCUUGGGGCAAAGUGAAGGACAGCACACGGGUGGGACGGCCAGCCAAAAUCUGCCCGGUAGAGGAUGAGGAUGAUGACGACGAUACGACAGAGGGCGGUAAAACCUUAGGCUCGGCCACUAGCCCACCGUCUCUUUUCUCCCUGGACAGACAAGCCGAGUCCACACCUUUUCACUCACUGGACAUGGCCCGGCACCCCUCCAUAACCCCUAAUCGGAGAGGACGGCCCCCCAGGAAAAAGAGAGGCCCCAAACCUAGACUGUCAGAGGGACCCGGAGACGGUCUAGGACACCUCCCUGCCAUUCCCAGGCUGAGUGACUCUCCUCCUGGCAGGAAAAGCUGCUUCAGUGAGAGCAGCGAAGAGGAGGAAGACGAUGAUGAUGAUGAAGAUGAAGAUGAGGAUGAUGAGGACAGGAGGGCAUGUUCCCCACCUAUCCUCACCAAGCCAGCCAUGGGGCUCAAAUGCAAAAAGCCCUUACGGAAGCGUCGUUUUCGUCAGCGCAGCCACCCUCACAGCAGCGUGGUGACGGAGACCAUUUCCGAGACCACAGAGGUCUUAGAUGAGCCCUUUGUAGAUUCAGACUCAGAGAGGCCUAUGCCCAGGCUGGAGGAGGAGACGCCACUGGGACACCCUUUGCGCCGUUACCCACCAGCCCGCUCUGCUCUGCGGUUGUCGGAUCCAUCGCCUAAAAGGGGCCGGCCCUCCAAUCUCACAGAUUCAGAGGAAGAUGAGUUGACGCCUCUACUGAAGCCUGUGGCUGCUUUGUCGGCACCUCCCACAGAGACCUCAACAGCCAACCCUGAAGUCCCAGUCAAAAAGAAGAAAGGCUGGCCGAAGGGAAAGAGCCGCAAACCACUGCAUUGGAAAAAACGGGGGCCCGGAAGACCGCCCGGCAGUGGACCCAACCAGCGAGCAGCUGCUGACAGUCAAGCCCAGAGCGGGGAUCCUCCACCUCCCAAGAUCAAGAUGAAGCCUGGCCGCAAGCCCCGAAGCUGGUAUCUGCAAAGAGCCCAGGAGGAGGCAGAGCGGCAGGAACAGGAAAGACGCAGACUGCUUGAGGAGCAGCUCGACAAAGACCCGCAGCUACACGAUGCAGACGACCGCAGCAGUAGCAGCAGCAGCAAGCGAAUGUGCAGAACCAACGCAGAAAGAGAUACCAAACAGAAAGACUCAGAUGAAGAGGAUGACUAUAUUCCAAAGCCUGUGGAGCAGAAAGUCCCCAAGAGGCGAGGCAGACCUCCCAAGAACCCAGCCCUCCGCCAGCCCCCACAGCCUGCCCCCAAACCACCUCCCGCUUCAGAACCAGAGGAAGACGACGAAGACGAUGAAGAGGAUGACGCCGAGCGAACCUGGGAAGAAGACAAACCCAGCCGUCCUCCCUCACGUCCCCUGCUAUCCCCUUCUUCCUCGUCGUCCACCUCUGGGCCCCGGGCAUCACAGUCCCGGCCUCAGGACACAGAUAUAGGUGACAGAGAGGAAGACGAAUAUGACGAAGAGAGGGAGGAAGAGGAGUGUGGCAGCAUGGGCAGUGGUGGCGGCAGUAUCAGCAGGCGAGCAGCUGUCACACCAGGGUCAGGAAGCAGACGCAGCGAUGACCAUGAUGCAGAUGAUGAAGGUGAUGGGCAUUUGGAAGACAAGAACAACAGUAGUAAGAAAAGAAAAAGUCAGGACUCUGAUGAUGAGGAUGACGAUGAGGAUGAAGAGGAGGAGCCUGCCUCACGUGCAAGCUCUCCGCCCGUCAAAGAAGAACCUCAAGGUGGAGAAGCUUUUUUAGACAUGGAGAACAGCGUGGCCAGAGAAUAUGUCAGCAAGCAGGAGGAGGAGGAAGAGGAGGAGGAGGAGGCUGAGGAGGAGGUACAAGGGGCCAAGUGCCAGCCCUCCUCGGCUGACCCACAGCAGGAAGAGCGGCGGCGCAGAGAACAGGAGGAAUCUGCUGCAGCCGCCGCAGCGGUAGAAACGGUUACGGCCAUGUCUGUUCCCUCGGAGCCGAUGGAGCUCCAGCCUCUGCACCCAGAUGAUAAGAACGUCACGCUGUUAAUGGAGCCCCAGCACACACACACACACUCCCACCCUCAUCAGCACUCUGACUUCAAAGAGGAGCUGGGCCACCAUCACCCACACCACCCCCAUCACCACUCCAAUGAGCUGGACCUGGAGACAGUGCAGGCCGUCCAGUCCCUGACACAGGGGGAAGCCCAGGACGAAGAGACCGAGCCCCACCCACACCACGGGGCUUACCAGGACUGUGAGGAGACCCUAGCUGCCUGCCGGACCCUGCAGAGUUACAGCCACACGGGGGAAGCAGAGGAGGAGGCUUUGGCCCUAGUGGAAGAGUGUGGGGCCUCGCAACAUAGCAGUCCCAUGCCUAAUCCGCCGAUGCCUCCUCUGCCGAGUCAGUCUGUGCGCUCAGUGAACAGCCCCGGGUUGCCCUCGGGCAUGAUGGACACAACACCAGCAGGACAGAGGGGGGGGACGCCUGGCCCUACUGGAGCAGGGGGAAGUAGUGGAGGCGCUGGAGGUGGAUACACCCAAAUCACCCCAGAGCAUCCUAGCUCUCUGUCUGCACCCUCCCAGCAAAACAUGGAGACAUCACCGAUGAUGGACGUGCCGUCGGUGUCGGACCACUCCCAGCAGGUGGUGGACAGUGGCUUCAGUGACCUGGGCAGCAUAGAGAGCACCACAGAGAACUACGACAACCCCAGCAGCUAUGACUCCACUAUGGGCGGAGGGGGCAACGGAACUGGAAACGGAGGGGGAAUGUCAGCUGCUGUAGUGGCAGGAGCCUCCACUGCCUCUUCAUCUUCAGCCUCCUCUUCCUCCAGCUCUGCGACCCCAUCUUCGUCCUCCCAGUCAAACAGCUGCUCCUUUGUGCCAGCCCCCAGCCUCACAUCUUCCACAGGAACUGGAGGGUCCCAGCUCGCAAUGGGUAGCUGUAGCCUCAUCCAGCAAACGGGCCAGGGGCCGAACAGCGGGCCAAGUGCCAGUAAUGUAGGCAGCGCUGUGCCCCAGCCGCCACCACCUCCACCGCCGUCCAACACCCCCAGCUGUGGCAUUAAGUCCCCUCAGAGCUGUGGUGUGAUUGAGAGACCUCCCAGCACCAACCAGCAACAGCAGCAGCAGCAGCAAUCCCAAAAAAAGGUUCCUCAGCAGCCCCCUCAGCAGCAGCAGCAGGCCCCCAACUCCCAGCCCCCACCCUCAGCGCCACCUCCACCCCCACAACAACAGCAGCAGCCCCUGUCCCAGUGUAGUAUGGGUAAUGGUUUUGCCUCUACACCCAUGAUCAUGGAGAUACCUGAGAGCGGAGGUGGAGGAGGGGGCCGUACACUUUAUGAGCGCAUGGGCCAGGACUUUGGCACAGGGGGCUACCCCCAACCCUCUGCAACUUUCAGCCUGGCUAAACUCCAGCAGCUCACCAACACCAUCAUGGACCCCCACGGCAUGCCCUACUCCCACUCAGCCUCUGUCACCUCCUACGCCACUAGUGUUUCUCUCUCCAAUCCCGGGCUGGCCCCUUCACCCCACACUCCCCUCCCUCAGGGCCAGCCCACAAUGACUCCACCUCCUAACCUGAGCUCCGGCUCUAUGAACCUGGGCUCCCUGCAGCUACAGUGCAACAUGCCCACCACCAACAUCGGCCUCGCCCCCCCCCCUCACACUCAGCGGCUUCAGGGCCAAAUGGCGACAGUCAAAGGCCACAUUUCUAUCCGUUCCAAAGCCACUCAGCAGCUGGCUCCAGCCCCACACCAGCAGCAGCUGUACGGCCGCAGCUCAGGGGCUGUUGCCAUGCAGGGAACGCCACGCACUUUGGCUGUGCAGCGCGGGAUGAUGCCAAACCUCAUGCCGACACCGGCACCAUACAACUCAAUGAACAUGACGCCGCUCAAUGCCAUGUCGGCCGGGUACCGAAUGCCCCAACCUAUGAUGAACAGUGGUUAUCACGGCAAUCCCCCUUACAUGAAUCAGCCAGCUCAGUACCCCAUGCAGAUGCAGAUGGGUAUGAUGGGAGGGCAGGGUUAUCCACAGCAGCCUAUGCAGCCCAAUCACCAUGGCAACAUGAUGUACACUGGCCCCUCGCAUCACAGCUAUGCUGGCGUCCCAAAACAGUCUCCUUACAUGAGCAGAUGAGCGAGUGAGAACUGAUAAAGGAGACGGAGCCAGAGCGGAUACUCGCUGUACUCUAAAUGUCCAUUACUCCUGUCCACCCUCUCCACUGCCACGGCAGGCACAAACGAGAGGAUUUAAAAGGAGACAGAGGGUCUUUGGGUUUCCUGUUUUUCUGUGUUGUCAUUUUGUCCCUUUUUAUUUGGGGUCAAUUUCCCUCCCCACCCAGCUGGCAGCGUAUUGGAGCAGGUCAGCAGAUUUGGGGUUGGUGUGUGAACAUGGACCUCAGCGGUGCCGUGCUGCUUCAGGCCAGACCUACACAGCCUUCUGUGGGUUCACACAAGCAUCUCCUCCUCCUUUCUAUGCUCAGGAGGAGAGAAGGGAAGGACAAGAAUGAAGAAGAAGAAACAGAAAAAGACAAUACAGGAAUACCUUGCUUUGACAGACUGCGAAUGAAAAAACAGUGAUUAUAUUCAACCAUGCACACAAUCUUUUAAUUGAUAUAGGAAGCCUUACCUUGAAAAAAGAGACGAUGAAACAAUGUAGGCGAACUCUUGUUUUGUUAAACAUAUUGUUGAAUCUUAUUUUUGUUGUUGUUUUUGUUCAACUUUUUGAAAUACUCGUGUGCAGUCCGACCUCUUAUAUGCUUUGGUCUUUAUACGUGUGGCAUUCUGAAAUAGCGAUACACCCUCUUGCUCUCUCAGAAAUACCUGAACAUCUCUGUGGCCACUCAGUCUAGCGGCUUUUCACCUCGGUUCAGAAAAGCAUUCGAGCUGGGCCUUCUGAGUCUUCCGGGAUGGACGGUGUUGUACCAAAAACACAGCAAAGACACGGAGGAGACGAGUGCGUUACUGUUUAUUGUUAUGUCCAUAAAUAAAACAAGUAGCAUUAUUUUCCAGUUUGCCACCAUUCUGAAACAUUUUAGAUGUAAAUAUUCUGGUACUUCCCAAUAUCCAGCAGUACAUAUAAACACACACACAGAGACACAAAUACACACUGGCUAGCUGUAACCGACCGGUGGCUAGCUCAGGAAAUCCAGCUGAUGGCACUCCACUGACAGACAGUGUGCAAUGUCAGCCUUUUUAGCAGUUUAAGGGAUGCGGAACAAACGGUGGAACUUCCAUGUAACUGCUUUAAGGAACGUCAGUUAACUCGAGCUGACCUCCCCUCCAUAAGUGUUAAUGACCCAAAGAGGUCGAGGACUCUGCUUUUUGAAUGGUGUAUUUUGUUAAAAGUGUAUAUUUUCUUUCCUGCAAAAUUCUGCACUCCCAUUGACUAGAAAUACGGCAGCAGACAGUCAGCCUUUAUAAAAGGUGUGCCUAAAUGCCUGAUCUAGUGCGUGGUCUGGCCCUCACUUUGAGCCACACUCGUAUAGAAGCAGGGUCGGGGCUGAGGAAGUGUUCGAGGUCCUGUCGGUUAUGGUGUUCUCAUGACGAAGGGCGACGUCGGUUCUCCAUGUACCAGUAUUCAAAGUCAAAAGAGGAGUUAUCAUUUUCUUACAGACCUGGCAUUGCAUACUUUUUCGUGUGUAUUGUUCUGUUCUGUACUUAUUAUUAUUAUUAUUAUUAUUUUGUUUUGUUUCUUUCUGAAUUUUAUCAGACUGGGCAGCUUUCUUUUAUGACACAAGCUGACUCUUUUUGACUUUAGAAAACCAAUUGUAGAGAAAAUGUUUUUUCUAUAAUAUAAAAGGAAAUUCUGACAUUGAUAUUGGUACUGUCAUUUUUUUCACUUCUGUUUCAGGAAAAAAAAAAAAACAAUACAUAUUUUUUAGCUCACCUCUUGGGUAAUAAUUACUAAGAAAUUCAAAAUUUAAAAAAAUUACCACUCACUUUUAGUGACUUUAAGAUGCCUUUAACCUCUCCAUUCCAUCUCAUCUCUAGAGUUUUUCUAUCUUUGUGUAGUAUAUUAAUGCUAUUUUAAACAAAAAGGACUACAAAUAUCUAAAGGUCACUUGGCAUUCUUUUCUUUAUUUUUUACUUGUGUGUGUAUAGGAUGACUUCCUUACAUUUAAGAGGCAUGUAAAAAUGAGCUCAGUAUAUUUCUGUCUGUUUAUAUCGCUUCCCUUUUUGUAUCCUUUGUAAUUGUACAUGUUGCGUUGUAUGCUAAGAGAGAGCGCAAAAUAAAGGAGGGAGUGACCGCUGGGCGCACCGUGAAGGUUGAUAACGCGCUCGGCAGCCUCGACUCUCUACUCUGUCCCUGUAUGUAUUUCCAUUUAUUCGUUUUUUUUGUUUUGUUUUUUUUCUUAGCAAGUACUUUCAAAGAACUCUGUACAUUUUAACAUAAAAUGAAAAUAAAUUAUGUUGAGCCAUUUA
This is a messenger RNA of Sphaeramia orbicularis (orbiculate cardinalfish), 10098 nucleotides long. RefSeq names its product K(lysine) acetyltransferase 6A (gene kat6a). Gene Ontology annotation, biological process: nucleosome assembly; regulation of transcription by RNA polymerase II. Lineage: Eukaryota; Metazoa; Chordata; Actinopteri; Kurtiformes; Apogonidae. Gene Ontology annotation, molecular function: transcription coregulator activity; histone H3 acetyltransferase activity; chromatin binding. Gene Ontology annotation, cellular component: nucleus; nucleosome; chromatin. The record is from RefSeq and is a predicted model, not a curated record.